Molecule: messenger RNA, 222 nt
Organism: Penicillium angulare
Lineage: Eukaryota; Fungi; Ascomycota; Eurotiomycetes; Eurotiales; Aspergillaceae
Exons: 2
Coding region: 1-222 (73 amino acids)
Source: RefSeq, a predicted model, not a curated record
AUGGAUUUUGAUGUCGCAAAAACAUUUCCCACAAAAGGAUUUCUAGAUCAGGAUCUAGAAAUCCGUGGUCCUAAGCCCGUGCAGUCCUGCGAAUGGGACAUUGCGCUACUGGAAGAUUUUGGGGAUGCAUUGGUUCGUACCCUUUUAUCCUCAAGAGUUUUCGUAGAUGGUUGGGAGGAGGAUCAGAAGGAGGGGCUUCCUCCCAAUACGAAAUUCUACUAA